This is a messenger RNA of Monodelphis domestica (gray short-tailed opossum), 2109 nucleotides long. RefSeq names its product olfactory receptor 6C2-like. NCBI's taxonomy places the organism in Eukaryota, Metazoa, Chordata, Mammalia, Didelphimorphia, Didelphidae. Gene Ontology annotation, molecular function: G protein-coupled receptor activity; olfactory receptor activity. Gene Ontology annotation, biological process: G protein-coupled receptor signaling pathway. Gene Ontology annotation, cellular component: membrane. The record is from RefSeq and is a predicted model, not a curated record.
AACAGAGCAAAUGAUAAAUGCUUAAUGAAUACUUUUUCAUUCCUUCUGAAUUACACCUCAAAAGAACAUUAGAGGUGAUCUGAAUGAACUAUUUUAUUUACAAUUUAAAAAAUUAAGCAUCAGGAAUUUCAAGGUUGAAGAGAUCAAAAGUAAAAGCUGGAAUUCAAGCUUAUAUGAGCUUUUCCUUUCCCUCCAUUCCUGCCACCUGUCUGCACUGUUGUUCAUCUUUGAUUCACUCCAGACAUCUUUGAGGUUAUUCCAGUUAAUGAUGAUCUCUAUGAAGCACUGACAGAAAAGUAAGUAGGAAAAGAAUUUACACAUCACAAGUUUUCUCAUUCUAUAUCCAUAAAGAUUAUACUUACAUGGAAUAAAUCCAUUGUUUUAUAAAAUGGACAGACUGUCUACUUCAGAAAUUAAAACUUUUGAAAUUUCAUUAGCUACUUGAACAAUCAAUUCUGAGAUAUCACUUUUUAUGAGAAAAAUAAGACAUUUGAAUAUUACGCCCUUAUUAUGAUGAAUAGUCAUAGUGUUGACCUUAGUAAGAGGAGAUUGUGUGCACCAUAUUGUGAUUUGCAGGGUGUUUGAAAAACCCCAUUAUUAAAACAUCCCUGGGGUGCCCACUAACAAACAUUUAAGAAUGGAAGACAUGUCCAUCCUCCAACAAAAUUCCUUAUAUAUGAGCGAAACAUCCCUGAAAGGGGUAAAACCUUAAUACAAGAAUUGCAAAGGGCAUGUUUUUUGUAAAGCUUCCACAGGUUCACAAUAAUGUGAAAAUGAUCCAUGACAGUUCUUAGUCAAUUGAAGAGAAACACAAACUGCUUACAAAUUUUCUGUCUAAAAGAACUUAUGGGGGAGAGAGAUAGACAAAAUCUUUUGCCAAAGCAAAAGAUAUUGAUUUGAAAGUGAUAUAGAAAUAAGCAAUUUACACUGGAAGGGACCCUAGAAAAGAGUAGAAUACAAUGUCAUCAUUCAAUCAGUAAGAGAAACUGUUGAUCAUUCCACAGGAAUUGUUUAAGGAGGGGAUCAAUGUAAUACUGGAAAUGGGAAUUCUCAAGUAGAAAAAUUUCUCACCAAAUGCCAUUGAUCUCCUCCUUUACUCUACAUCCUCCUCCCCACACCCAAACUCUCCCUCUCUAUUUUGUGUGCAGAUUUAUCAGAAUUCAAAAGACAGGGAUGAGAAAUCACACAGCAAUAACAGCAUUCAUCUUGCGGGGACUGACCGAUGACCCACAACUGCAGGUUUUGCUUUUUAUCUUUCUGUUUCUCAACUACUUCUUGAGUCUAACUGGGAACCUGACCAUCAUCACCCUCACAUUGGUGGAUCCCCACCUGAAAACUCCCAUGUAUUUUUUCCUCCGAAACUUUUCCUUCUUAGAAGUCUCACUCACAACUUCCUGUAUUCCUAGAUACCUCUAUAGCCUGUCAACUGGAGAUAAAAUGAUUUCUUAUAAUGCCUGUUUCACACAAGUAUUUUUUGUCAUCUUUCUUGGGGCAGCAGAGUUCUUCCUUCUGGCCACCAUGUCCUAUGAUCGCUAUGUGGCCAUCUGUAAACCUCUCCAUUACACAACUAUUAUGAACAGCAAAGUCUCUAACCAGCUCUUGCUGAGUUCUUGGCUGGCUGGAUUGAUGAUAAUCCUCCCACCUCUUGGCAUGGGUCUUGAGUUGGAAUUUUGUGACCCCAUUAUUGACCAUUUUUCCUGUGAUGCAUUCCCUAUGCUAAAAAUUUCAUGCACAGACACACAGUUGAUAGAGGGGGUGGUUUUAAUCGAUGCAAUAUUGACGCUCAUCAUCACCUUAUUCUUAGUGGUUCUCUCCUAUGCCUCCAUUCUCAGGACUAUUCUAAGAUUUCCCUCUGCUCAGCAAAGGAAAAAGGCCUUUUCCACGUGUUCCUCCCAUAUUAUUGUUGUCUCCAUCUCUUAUGGCAGUUGUAUUUUCAUGUAUGUCAAAUCUUCUGGAAAUGAACAAGUUGAUUUGAACAAGGUAGUUUCAGUUCUAAUGGGCUCUGUUGCCCCUGUGAUGAACCCCUUUAUUUAUGCCUUAAGGAACAAACAAGUCAUACAAGCCUUUAAGAACUCAAUUAAAAAGAUUACAAUUUUCACAAACAAAUAA